AUGAAUCCCGCACGUUCCACAAAAGAAUGGGUUGGGAACGCCGGUUUCCAGCAGGUGAAGCAGCAGAUCUUCAAGUCGCCCGUGCGCAACUGGCCGAGAGACGCCAGGUUGAAGGAAUGUGGCGUCUUUACGACAUUAAACUUCGUUGAAGGCAUCCAAGACUUCACUGACAAGCUCUUUAGGGACGUCCUGGGACUGAGCGAGCAAGGAAUAGAGGUUCUCAAUGCGGGAAAAUAA
Molecule: messenger RNA, 237 nt
Organism: Verticillium nonalfalfae
Lineage: Eukaryota; Fungi; Ascomycota; Sordariomycetes; Glomerellales; Plectosphaerellaceae
Exons: 2
Coding region: 1-237 (78 amino acids)
Source: RefSeq, a predicted model, not a curated record